UUCAUAUAUUUUCCAACACACGCGCAUUCCAUUUUCUUGUUUGCGGCUGAUUUUUAUAAACAAUUGUAAUUGUUCCUCUUCGUUGUUCAUAAUUAAAACGUCAAAAUGAAUGCGCCGCCCACUUUUGAGUCGUUUUUGCUUUACGAAGGCGAGAAAAAAAUCAUCAAGGAAUUGGACACGAAGGUAACAAAUGCCGCAAUAUUCACCAUAAACAAGGAAGAUCACACACUGGGCAACAUGAUCCGCAAUCAGCUGCUCAAGGAUCCCAAUGUGCUGUUCGCCGGCUACAAAGUGCCGCAUCCGCUGGAGCACAAGUUCGUCAUCCGGAUACAGACCACGGCGGAUUAUUCGCCACAGGAGGCGUUCAUGAACGCCAUCACGGAUCUGCUCGCUGAAUUGUCGCUCUUCGAGGAGCGGUUUAAAGAUGCCAUCAAGGAGAAGAAGGAGGGCGGCGACUAAUUGUAGUUACUCUUUAUUUUUACAAAAAAUUUACGAAACAGAAAGAUUUUCACUAUUUGUGUAAAUAAACUAAAAAAAACACUUUAAAAAAUCAAAUCACGCGUUAACACAAAAUCUAAAUGGAGAAUGUUAGUGCAAAACAUAAUCCCUCUCGAAAAUCUGGGUGCAAAACCCUAUUAGAAAAGUUCGUAGCACUGCCGAGGUAAAAUAUGUUCCAAACAAUUGAUUAGCUUUACGAUUACAAGAACAACUGUCGUACAAAAUAUGUAUGUGUGUAAACAACCAACAAAAUUAUCUAAGCUCUAAUAGGUCUCAUCGUCGGCGCACUCGCUCG
Molecule: messenger RNA, 793 nt
Organism: Drosophila montana
Lineage: Eukaryota; Metazoa; Arthropoda; Insecta; Diptera; Drosophilidae
Gene: Rpb11
Product: DNA-directed RNA polymerase II subunit RPB11
Exons: 4
Coding region: 106-459 (117 amino acids)
Biological process (GO): transcription by RNA polymerase II
Cellular component (GO): RNA polymerase II, core complex
Molecular function (GO): protein dimerization activity; DNA binding
Source: RefSeq, a predicted model, not a curated record